Pseudocercospora fijiensis CIRAD86 is the source of this 1812-nucleotide messenger RNA. RefSeq lists its product as uncharacterized. The transcript has 2 exons. Lineage: Eukaryota; Fungi; Ascomycota; Dothideomycetes; Mycosphaerellales; Mycosphaerellaceae. The coding region runs from base 1 to 1812 and encodes 603 amino acids. The record is from RefSeq and is a predicted model, not a curated record.
AUGCUUUUGCCCAUUUUCUGGACUUGUUGGUGCCUUGCAAGCAUCGUUACCGCUAGAGACCCUGCAGGAUUCGAGGAUGGCAGCGAUCUGGAAAGCUUCGUGACUCGACCAGAGCUCCGAGCGCCACGGUACAUCGUUUCAAGGCAUCACCCCAAGGAUCGGAUCGCAGAAGGAUACUGGUUUGUCGCGCACUAUCCAUCGUUGUUCGACGCACAGCCUUCGUGGAGAAAGGAGCAUGUGCCAUGCCAAACAGGUCCUCACAUAUACGACAAUGACGGACAGCUGGUAUGGAGUGGUGCAUGCGAAUAUAACAAUCGCAAUGUCUUCGACUUCAAAGCUGUCGUGGUCAAUGGAGAACACCAUCUCACCUUUUUCGUGUCGGGGAAUAAUCGAGAAGUCGACGAAAUCCCUGCCGACAGGGUCAAGGAGGCAGGAGUUAUGAUGGACAACCAGUAUCAAGAAGUCGCGAGGGUGCAUCAAGUUGGAUUCAAGCUUCUGGACGUCCACGAAUUUACGGUACUGCCCGAUGGCAAGUCGGCUUUGAUAAGUACGACCUACCCGAAAGACGUCAACGCCACAGAGAUCGGGCAAGCCGAGAGGUCCAUUCUCGUGUACGGCUUCCAGGAAGUCGAUAUGAAGACUGGGGAGCUCAUCUUUGACUGGGACCCGCUCCAGCAUGGCAUUAUGCUCAAUGAGAGCUGUGAUGCGACUGGAAUGAAAGGCGAUGAUGGCUGGUGGGACUACUUCCAUCUCAACUCUGCCGACAAGUUUGCCAAUGGCGACUAUCUUGUCUCAGGUCGACAUACGAGUACGAUAUAUCGGAUCUCGAAAGAUGAUGGCCACGUUAUCUGGCGACUGGGCGGCAACAUCUCCGACUUCACUAUGGACGAGAAUGUGCCAUUCUACUGGCAGCAUCACGUCCAAAUUCGAGCCGAAAGCACCUCAGAAAUCGUAAUCUCGGUCUUCGACAAUGCUGGAGAAGACCUUGACCGCAAUCUACAACUACCACAAUCGCGUUCGGUGGGCAAGAUCAUCACUCUGAAUACUGACAUCAUGUCAGCCACGAUCCUUCGACAGUUUCCACGACCUGAUGGCCAGAGAACCUCAAAACUCGGUAGCCUCCAGACUAUUGGCUCGGACAUUAACACCGCGAACGUAUUCAUAGACUGGGCCCAGAGAGGUUUCAUUAGCGAAUAUGAUCAAGACAACACCUUGAUCAUGGAAGCGACGCUGCAAUCGAGUCGAAUGUCAACAUACCGAGCAUACAAAUAUCCUUUCGUUGGCAAUCCUCUCGAUCUGCCGGUCCUGAAAGUCUUACCAAUUGCGUAUGACGAAGAAAUCGCUUCGACCUUCUACGUUAGCUGGAAUGGAGCUACGGAAGUCGCUCAAUGGGUCUUCUACGGAAGUGUCGACGAUGAGAACACAACUUACGAAAAGCUUGCCACCGUGAAGAAGAAUGGCUUUGAGACUUCAUGGGUGACGCCUGGCACAUUCAGCUAUGCUUACGUCGAAGCUCUAGAUAAGAACGGACAUGUGCUGAACACAUCCACUACCGUGAAAGUCGACACUGUCGACCAAGCGCGAUAUCAGGUUGUGUAUCCUCAAGCUGCAGCGGUUGAGGAGAAAUCUGCGGCACAGUCAACGGAUCAGACCUCGCUGCCCUUCAUUCCUGGGACACUGCCCGCCCUGAUUUUGGAUUCCUUUGCGCUUUUUGGAGCAUACUCGUUGGUGCGAAGCUUGAUUCCAGAAUUCUUGAAGAGGCGGAAAGGACAUCGUGUGGUUGCGCACGAUCGUCAAACGAGCGGGGGCUGA